Cucurbitaria berberidis CBS 394.84 is the source of this 1719-nucleotide messenger RNA. RefSeq names its product multicopper oxidase. The transcript is spliced from 4 exons. Gene Ontology annotation, molecular function: copper ion binding; oxidoreductase activity. The coding region runs from base 1 to 1719 and encodes 572 amino acids. The record is from RefSeq and is a predicted model, not a curated record. NCBI's taxonomy places the organism in Eukaryota, Fungi, Ascomycota, Dothideomycetes, Pleosporales, Cucurbitariaceae.
AUGCUCUUAGACCUUAGUCAUUUGAGUGCUUACGCCUCCUUCAUUUCCGCCGUGGCGGCGAUUUCCUUGCGUCAUUCGUUUCUGCCAAGUUCCUCGCGCGAGCUUCUUCCACGAGCAGCUUGCUCAGGAAAUACAGCCACUACUCGUUCGGAGUGGUGCGACUAUUCCAUCGAUACCGACUACAGCUCUGAAGCGCCAGAUACCGGAGUCACGCGUGAAUAUUGGCUAGAGCUCACCGACGUAACAGUUUCUCCAGAUGGUGUCGCACGCUCUGCCAUGGCCGUGAAUGGCUCGAUCCCUGGACCGACGCUCUUUGCGGACUGGGGCGAUACAGUUGUAGUACAUGUUACCAACUCUUUGACCAAUUCCCUGAAUGGUACAAGCCUUCAUUUUCACGGCAUUCGGCAAAAUUACACCAAUGAGCAGGAUGGCGUGGCCUCCAUCACGCAAUGUCCUACGGCUCCCGGGGGCUCAAUGACAUAUACAUGGAGGGCUGUUCAGUAUGGAUCGACCUGGUAUCAUUCACACUUUGCGCUACAGGCAUGGCAGGGCAUCUUUGGUGGCAUAGUGAUCAACGGCCCUGCGACGGCAGAUUAUGACGAUGAUCUUGGAACGCUGUUCCUCAAUGAUUGGGACCAUCAGGCAAGUACCGUCGACGAGCUAUACAUCAGCGCCGAAAGCAACGGACCACCGACGUUGGAAAAUGGCCUUAUCAAUGGCACCAACACGUAUGAUCAAGGAGGCUAUAGAUACAACGUAUCUUUCACUUCGGAUACCUCGUAUCGCAUCAGGCUUGUGAACGCAGCAGUAGACACGCACUUCAAAUUCAUGAUCGACAACCACACCAUGCAAGUUAUCGCAGCAGACUUGGUGCCCAUUGAACCAUAUGAAACUGACGUCAUCAAUAUUGGAAUGGGUCAACGUUACGACGUAAUAAUCACUGCCGACCAAGGAUCAACUGCAGACAGCUUCUGGAUGCGAGCAAUCCCACAAUCAGCAUGUUCAGACAACGACAACUCGGAAGAUAUAAGGGGUAUCGUGUACUAUGGUUCCUCUACUUCCACGCCCUCAACAUCUGCCUAUGACUACGAAGAUAGCUGCGAUGACGAGACCGACAACCUAGUACCAUAUAUCUCCAAGACCGCUGGAUCCGAAACAACGAACAUGCUCGAAACGGCUACUGUUGGCUUCAAUGACGACAAUCUCUUCCGCUGGUAUCUAAACAGUACUACGAUGGUUGUCGAGUGGUCAGACCCGACACUGCUGCAGAUUACUAACAACGGAACGACAUAUGAAACCUCGAAUGCUGUGCUGGAGCUUCCAAACGCGAAUGAAUGGGCCUAUGUUGUUAUUGAGACCACACUUGGCGUGCCCCAUCCAAUUCAUCUUCAUGGUCACGAUUUCUAUGUUCUUGCUCAGGACUCAGGAACAUACUCGUCAUCAACUCCACUCAACUUGAGCAAUCCACCGCGCCGGGACACCGCCAUGCUGCCAGGCUCCGGAUAUCUAGUCCUCGCUUUUGAGACAGAUAAUCCAGGCGCGUGGCUUAUGCAUUGCCACAUUGGAUGGCACACGAGCGAAGGGUUUGCGCUACAGUUUAUCGAGAGAUACGAUGAGGUCGCUGCGAUUACGAAUGCGACGGCUUUGAACAAUAAUUGCAACAACUGGAGUACGUUCCAGACUAGCAACUCGAUCGAGCAGGAAGAUUCCGGUAUCUGA